AUGAACGCAGAGCAAAAAGCUCGAAUAGAGUCUAAUAGACAACGAGCUCUGGAGAAACUGAAGAAUCGAGGCAUCAUCAGGGAUGAUCAAGCUAAAAAGAUCGAGAGCCGUAAUGCGCCACGACCGGAGCCUACACCUCUGAGGUUGCCAGAAAUUCAAAAAGUGAUCGAAAAUCGAACAAAAGCUCAGAAGUUGUUUGCCCAUCACCAGCAGAAUCUCAGAGAUGCGUCUUUGAGCGCUAAUCCGUCUAUCGAGCUAGACCGCGAAUCCAGCAGAAAACGGCCGCUUGAUAAGAUUCGACCUACCGUGCGCAAAGAGGAUUACAUAGAGUACGACUUGGCCACAAUGAAAAACUCGCACGGUGGUUUCAUAAACGUCGAUGAAGUUCCCGAUGGACCCGACAGUAAAAAACAGCAAACGUUUGAAGAGUGGCAAAAGGCCCAACAAGAGAGAAGGGCCCUAUAUGAGGAAGCACAGCCCCCGGAGCAUCCAUCGUUGGCGCCUAAAUGCAUCGAGUGCUCCAUCAACACCGAGCUAGAUCCGCUGUUGCACGACGUUUUCAAGCUGCAAGUCUGUAAAGCUUGUGUCAAAACACAUCCGGAGAAAUUUUCACUGCUAACCAAAACUGAGUGCAAAGAAGAUUAUUUUCUGACAGACCCCGAGCUCAACGAUGAUGCCCUUUUCUACAGAUUUGAAAAACCUAACCCACACUCUGGCACCUUUGCCCGAAUGCAGUUGUUUGUGCGGUGCCAGGUAGAGGCCUUUUCCUACAAGAAGUGGGGUGGGGAAGAAGGCCUAGACGGCGAGUGGCAAAGGCGAGAAGAAGGAAGAGCUCAACGGCGGGAGAAGAAAUAUAAGGACAAAAUGAAAGAAAUGAGAAUAAAGACAAGAGCGCAAGAAUACACCAGAAAAUUGCUAGAUCGUAAGCAUGGUAAAGAACAUGUGCACGAUUUUUCAGCUGCCAUUGAUGGGGGUGUUAACGAAGAAGGUAUUCAUAUGGUGAAGCGCAGGUGCAUUGGUUGUGGCUUAGAAUCUCAGGAAAUUGCUUUGUAG
Molecule: messenger RNA, 1053 nt
Organism: Lachancea nothofagi CBS 11611
Lineage: Eukaryota; Fungi; Ascomycota; Saccharomycetes; Saccharomycetales; Saccharomycetaceae
Source: the annotation of a GenBank genome assembly